GUAUCUGUGAGUGGAGCAUUGUUGCACACCUUGCCCAGCAAUCAGAACCAGCAGGUGAGAGCACUUGUCAUGAGGGUGGGAGAGGCUGUUACUCUGGGAGCUUCUUCUGGAGUUAAUUAUGGAAUCUCUCCAGUAACCGAUUACAUACACUAGCCAGAAUAACCUGCUUGAUGAGAUCAUUUACAAGUGACAUUUGGUCAAUGCUAGUUCAAUAUUAUUACAUUGUAAUAUAAUGUCCAGUGGCAGUUAUCAGUCUUUAAGUCUUUCCAGCAUCCAUUCAGAAGCAGCAAGACAAGUGUGUGAAAUAUGGGGCUGUGAGCUGAGUGCAUCCUGCAGGACAUGUGUAUUUGAGAUUGAAGAGGAUUAUCUGGUGCAUUUUCUGGAACUGUGGACGAUAUGCCUUGGAGCUACAAGGAUAAAGGGAACUCAAGUGAUUGCAGUGGAGACAAACCACACUGAUGGGGAACCCAUUACAAUCGCUACUCUACAUCCUAAUCUACUACCUAUGGUAGUUAAUGUACAUGGCUUAGAGUUUAUCCCACCUGUAACCUUCAGCCUUAGAUCCGGGUCUGGCCCAGUGUACAUCUCAGGACAGCAUAUAACCUUGGAAGAUAAUGUGGAUUCUUCACUAGAAGAGGAGGUAACUGUAAGUUUUAGUUAGCUACAAGAGGGACUACAGAAUGAUAUUCUGCCCACCUGCGAGAAGUCUGAAACCUCCUCAGUACCAGAUGACAUUAGUAAAUGGAACAUCCUUUAAAUGUUAAUUAUAGCUAUAGACCAAGCAUUUGUGAAACUGUUUACCUUCAUUAAACCAUGAACUACAACUACUCUGUAUUUCUGAAUUCAUGCUUUCGUGAAAAUACACUACGUAAAAUGAUAUAAUUAAAUAUAAACUUGUUUUUU
Molecule: messenger RNA, 903 nt
Organism: Pseudophryne corroboree (corroboree frog)
Lineage: Eukaryota; Metazoa; Chordata; Amphibia; Anura; Myobatrachidae
Product: nucleoplasmin-like
Exons: 6
Coding region: 233-661 (142 amino acids)
Biological process (GO): positive regulation of DNA replication; chromatin remodeling
Cellular component (GO): nucleoplasm; cytoplasm; nucleolus
Molecular function (GO): chromatin binding; RNA binding; histone binding
Source: RefSeq, a predicted model, not a curated record